Molecule: messenger RNA, 10978 nt
Organism: Felis catus (domestic cat)
Lineage: Eukaryota; Metazoa; Chordata; Mammalia; Carnivora; Felidae
Gene: CFAP47
Product: cilia and flagella associated protein 47
Exons: 68
Coding region: 949-10962 (3337 amino acids)
Molecular function (GO): protein binding
Source: RefSeq, a predicted model, not a curated record
GAGCCCCUCAACGUAAGUAUUAUAUAUAUAAUUACACAGUAUAUGGAUAUAUCUGUAGAGCUUGACUCCAAAUUAAUAAAAGUCCGUAGAAAGCAGCUUGUUGUAAAGUGAUAAGAAGCAGAUUUAAGGCAGGGAAAUGCCACUAACCUACUAUGUUUUGAAACCCUAAGACCAUCACAGCAGAUCAAGGAUGAAGUUAAUGAUUGGGCAGUGUGAAUCUAGGACUGUUGGGAGGGUGCUCAUCUAGCUAGAUAAGAGGUUUGAUCUCAACCUUUUGAGCAGCCCCUUGGUUUCACAAAUGAAGAAACUUAACACCUGGAGUAAUUAACAAACCUUCUAAAGCUUCUAUACUCAGUGUGUGGUCCCAGGACCUGCAGCAGCAUUGGAAUCACCUGGGACCUUGCUACAAAUACAGAAUCUUAGGCCCCGCCCCAGAUCUACUGAAACAGAAUCUGCAUUUUAACAAAAGAUCUAGAGGCUUGCUAUUACCUUUUGAGAAACGAUAGCCUAAAGGCCAGUGAGCAGGGCACCUAGGGGGUCCUGACUCUGCUUCCAUUGAAUUCCUCUGUUAACUGUUAGUUUUGCUGCUUUAAUUGACUUGGCGGGCACAUCACUUCCUUUGCUCUUUAAGUUUAGUCUUAAGAGAGGUCCGGGAAAAUUACCCCACCCCGCCAAUGCCAUCUUAAAAUCCUGACAGGCCAGAACGAAGUGAGAUUUGGGCUGUCACAGAACGUUUUCCAGCUUCUCUGGUGACACUUGCGAUCCCUGGGUUCUUUCCUUCCCCACGUGCCUGCAUUCUAUAAGCCAACGCACAAAGUUUGGGCUGAGCCAAUGAGGGUGGAGCUUGAGGCGAGCGUGCGGCGUCUGUCGGUUGCCUAGCGACGGCGUCCACGCUAGCCCUCUGUAAAUCAAGUCAGCUACUGUUCGCAGGCUACCUACAAGGCCGCCAUGGAGACUGAGAGGGGCUCCUUCAUCUCCCGGGACGUGGAGACCCCAAAGAAGGAGGUGCAGCUGCGGGUGACCCCUUCGGAGGUGAAGUUCCUGGACACGCUGGCCGGGAGGGUGUACCGCCUGCCGGUUACCGUACACAACCUCGGCCGUUGCAACCAGAAAAUCCGGUUUCAGGAACCACUCAAGCCACAGUUCAAACUGAUUUUGACCAAUCUGGAUAAAGCACUUGCUUCUGGACUUCAGAUGACAGCUAUGGUGGAAUACCAUCCCGAUAAGGAUGAAGACACUUAUGACCAACUACUUAUUUCAAUAGGAAAUAAAAUAAUAGAGAUCCCUCUACUUGGGUUGAUUCCAGCCUGUCAAUUGGAAAUUGAGUCAGAAGUUAAUUUUGGCACAUUGGUUGCCAAUAGCAAAGUAUAUUGUAAAGAGAUUAAUAUCAUUAAUCAUGGCAGAGCUCCAGGUACAUUUAAAACAGAAUACCAGGGCCAAUUGCCCAUUGUCAUUUUUCCAAGUAAUGGUGUUGUGGAGUCCAAGUCAUCAGUGAUUGUUAAAGUGGAUUUGUGUGCAGACCAGCCCAGAAUUGUAAAUGAAGUGGCAAAAGUAAGUUUGCAAGGUCGUCCAGAUAUGCUCCUGAGGGUCAAAGCUCAUGUGGUUGAGCAGAUUAUUGAAUUGCUAAACAUGAGUGGUGACAAGAAGUUGGAAUGCAUACACUUUGGUUCUGUUUUCUUCGGAACUUCAAAAAUUGAACAUGCACUUCUGUACAAUAAUAACCCAGAACCCAUAAAUUGGGUGGCCAUAAUACAGGAUGAUUCAGUUGGAGAAGAACUGGGUACUAAUAUUCAACAAAGAACAGAUGUUGCUUUAAAUAAUCUCCCUUACUUAAGCCGAAUAAAGAACAUAGAUGUUACCACUUUUAUCUCCUGUAUUCCUAAUGAAGGGAGGUUGCUACCUUAUCAAAAGACCAUAAUUACAUUUUGUUUCAGCCCAAAGCUAAUUAUUGAUGGUAAAAAGAAUUACGAUCCUUCACAUAGGCAAGACUAUGCUCUUUUUUUGAGAUUUGAGUCUGUGGGAAGUAAAGAUGGAUUUCUGAGAGAUGAUAACAAUAAAACCAUCAAAAGUGAUCGAUUUCGGAAAGUGGAAUUAGCACUGACGGGCUCAGGACUUCCUGUCGUUCUACACUUUGAUCCUGGAAAUUUCCUUAAUUUUGCACCUUGUUUUAUGGGUGAACGUUCAGAGACGGUGUGUAUUAUGCAAAAUCGAUCCAAGUCACUUUCCGUGACGUACCGCUUUAAAAAAACUGCACAUUUUAAAAUUGAUCCUGAAAGGGGCAAGAUUGAUGAAGGAUGUAUCCAGAAUGUGAUAUGUUCAUUCAUUCCACAUCAAGUAGGAGUCUUUAAAGUGAGGCAAUUGAUAGAGAUUAUUGGCUCAGUGGCAGAUGAAAAUUUUCAGUCUACAUCUCUGAAACCUUUUCAUCAAAUAUAUUUAUAUUUCAAGAGUGUCUGCAAACCUUCCACCAAGAAAGUUGUGAUGAAAGUUAAUCCUGGUAUAUCCCCUUUGGUCAGUAAUCCAACGGGACAGUUUGUGGUCAGAGACUUGCCAAAAUACAAGGACUGUGCGCCUGUUGCAAUGCUUCAAUCAACCAUGACACACCUUCACAAUCAUCACCUAAGUAAAGAGUCACCGAAGGAUGCACUGAUAGCUUUUCCCAAUGAUCGAGCUGCAAGUAUCAGGUCUGGAGACCAGGAUAAACAUUUCAGGACGAUUUUCACAAAGAUUCCAAGAUAUAACUAUGUGGAUCCUGAUUUUGCGUACACUAAAUUGGAAAGAAUUGGAAAGCAAGAACAUGAAAACUAUUAUGAGAGAUAUAUUAAACAUUUAAGAAAUGUGCGCAUGCAGAAACAGGCAGAGAGUAGGGAAUGUAUGGAUUCAUAUAACAAUACAGACAUAGGAUUACAGCCAGCAUCAGGUCUAAAGUCACCUUCGCUCUCAGAAACGGAAAUAGAAGAGGAAUUAUCUGCAGCACAGUGUCGGAUCAGACGUAACCAGUUGCUAAAUACUAGGAAUAUAGCAUCCAAGGAGACAAAGGCUCUGAAAACAAAGGUUCUCAAAGGACUUAAAUCAGACCCAUCCACACCCCAUGAAAAACAUGACUGCAGCUUAAUUUUGACACCAAAGCAAAUUCAUCAAGUAAUUGUUGGGCCCUCUGUCCUUAAUUUUGGUGAUAUUUGCGUGAACUCCACAAAUACUCGUCUACUGCAUGUUGUUAAUAUGCUACCUAUGCAUAUUUUGAUCCAGCUAGAUAUUAAUUUGAAAGAACUUCAGAAAACCAACCAGUUUUCAUAUGUGAUUCCACCUACAGCUAGUACUUACAUUUCAAUGGUAUUUGAAUCUCCCACCAUUGGAAAAUUUUGGAAGUCAUUCACCUUUACAGUGAACAAUAUACCUGGUGGGCAUAUCCUAGUGAUGGCCGUUGUCAUGCCAGUAGAACUGGAGCUAUCUUCUAAAGAGCUAGUUUUGAGACCACAUGGCUUCUCGGUGAAAACAUGUUUUAUGGGGACAGUUGGUUUGUAUAACCAUCAGAAUUAUUUUGCCAAAUUUGAAUGGCAACCAGUAAACACAGAAAGAGGAAUGGCAUUUUCCAUUCGUCCAGCUAAAGGCACUGUUGAACCACAUUCCUCCUUGCAAUGUGAAGUAACAUGGCAGCCAGGUUUCAGUUCUCCGGAAAGGGGAGAAUUUGUUCUUCACGUCAAUGAAGGAAACACGAUGACCCUAAAAUGUGUUGCACAAGUUGGCCACACCAAGGUCGUAUUUUUGGAGCCAAGGAUCCUCUUCGGUAAUAGCCCUCAAGGUUUAACAACUUGGAGGAAAGCGAUUCUACACAAUGUAGGACAAAACCAUGCUUAUUUCAAGGUUUGUGACCAGAGUCUUUUGUCUACCAUUAAUAUUGUUCCAUCACAAGGAAUAAUUCCAUUUGGGGGACUAACUGUUCUCAAUAUCUCCUGUACACCAACUGUAGCAGAAAAAUUUGAUACAAGAGCAAAGGUUGCUAUUCGCCAUGCCAAUGUCAUAGACCUUAGGAUUGGUGGAUCUGUUGAGAUUGCUGAUGUGGAAAUUAACCCGGGCGUAUUUAACUUCAGUGGUACCUAUGUUGGUGCUACUCAGAUUAUUCCAUUUAUAAUAAAAAACAAAGGUAUAACACGUGCCAGAGUGGAAUUUAAUCUACAAGACUUUGAAUGUUUUUCUCUGGACUUCCAACGUAAAUUAGGGCAUUUCACAGACCCUGCAUUUCCUGACAUAUAUUCUCUGGAGGUAGAGGAAGGGACAUCUCUGGAAUGUGGCAUAGCAUUUUCUCCCAAAGAAGUGGCAACGUAUGACUUUUGCAUUCAAGUUCAAAUUAAUUUCUUUGAGGCUUCAGAACUUUACACUAAAUUUUGUUUGUCAAAAUCUCCUAUGAUUCCGAAGACAACACCACUUAUUCGACCAUGCUAUGUUCAAGCUACUGUAUUGCAAGCACCAUUGAGAUUAUCCAGCACUGAUUUUACAUUUGAAAUCCCAUUGUAUACUAUGGAUCCUAAUAACAAAGUCACAAAAACUCAGGAUCUUGUCUUACAUAAUACUUCAAAACAAGAUGUGAAAUGGACUUUGGAUAUUAGUAAUACUGGCAAACUUUUCAAAGAUGGCACAUUCAAGAUUAGUGUGCUGAGUGGGAUUCUGCAACCACAUAAUGAAAUUAAUGUUUCCAUAAGUUUCUGUCCAAGUCAUCCUACAAAAUACACAGCCGAUAUUCCCAUUCAUCUAAAUGAUAAUCCAAUUUGCUAUCGAAUGUUAUGUUUGGUUGGAGAGGUAAAAUCACCCAAGUUAUUGUUUGACCCUCCAUUCAUAUUUUUCACUCCUGUUCCUCUGGACGUAACAACAAAGAUGAAUGUCAACAUUUUACCUCAAAACUAUUUCAGAGAUUCCACUUUAGAUGUCCAGAUUCCCACAGUGAGCCUUCUUGAUGGUGAUGAGGCUCAACCUCUUUCUGUAACGUUUCCAAAAGGCUGUGUCAUCACAGGGUCUUCCAGUGGAAUAAAUGCUCAGCUCACCUGCCACCUCAGCUUUAAAUCAUCUAAACCUGUGUCAUUUUUCACCGAUAUUCUUUUCUGUGAUAACAGAGAUAACUGGUUUUUGCUUCCAGUUACUGGAACAGCAGAAAACUGUCUUCUUACUAUUUACCCGUAUAUGGCAACUCAUCUUGAUAAACAAACAAUUAUUUUAAAGGAAGAUAAGAGUGACAUUUCUGUGAAGAGUGGAGAAAAUGUGUUGCUUCCCUACCAAGAAGAUGGUUUACUCUCUUCUACUUUGACUAAACGUAAUGAUGCUGAGCCUGCAAAGAAAAAAUUAUUUGUUGGAAUCGAAAUAAUACCUGAAAGAUUGAACUCGGGCAAAAGUAAAACCUCAAAGGAAAACAAAGAUAAAUCUAUGAAAAAGGAGGAGAAAAAUGAGCACUUCUUUUCUCUUGAAGAAGGAACAAAGGCAUAUGACUUCUUUGAAAAGGUUGUACACGCUGCUCAGACCUGGUUCAGUCUCUUUGGCUGGCCUGAAGGACCCCAUUCUCUUUCUAUUCCAGAAACUAUAAGAAGGGAGGUGUAUAAAAUGCAAUUUUACUCAUCAGCCUCGCCAUCCCAAAAAUUUUCCAGACUGAAUGACUUUUCCAAAUAUAAUAAGACCAUUUAUGAUGUGAUACUACACUUGAGUGGAAAACUGCCACCUGGAAUUCAUUCAAGUCAGUCUUUACCUGUGGAUUAUACUGAAAGGGUGAUUCAACUUCAUUUUCAACAUUCUUCACUUCUUGACUUUCUCAACGCUCAAGGAGCAUGUAUUUCUCAUGUGCUGCCAGAAUUUCUGCUUGAACCAGAAGAUUAUAAAAAGUGGCUUGAAAUUACAGAAAAACCUUCUAUUGUUAUAGAGAUGACUCGGUUUGAAGCCUGGAGUAAAGGGGCAUGGACAGAUGUAUUCCUUCAGAUAUACAAGGUUCUGGUACUAUCCCGGGUUGUACCACACUGCAGCAGUAAUCUGCCCCCCAUUCAUGUGCAAAAUUCACCAAAGGUCAAUCCUUGUUUUGUAUCCAGCAACAUAUAUUCGAGUUCUGAAAGGAUUCUGCUUAAUUGGAUGAACACAAAUUAUGAGAAUGCCCGACAUAUUAUAUGGAAGAACUGUCCCAAUGGAGGAGUUAUUCCCUCUGAGAGAUGGAUAGUAAAUUUUGACCAGGACCUUUUAGAUGGCCUUGUUUUUGCAACACAAUUGGGAGCCUAUUGUCCAUUUUUGAUUGAGUCACAUCUUAUAAAUAUGUAUACACAACCAAACAGUUCUGAACAGUAUCUGCACAACUGCCUGAUCAUUGUGAAUGUACUUCGUGAAAUUGGCUUUGACAUUGACAUACAGGCCACUGACAUCUGUGAUCCUAACCCAAUCCUGAUGCUCAUGCUUUGUGUCUACAUGUAUGAAAGGCUCCCUACAUAUCUCCCCAAGAAGGUGGUGCCCUUUUAUUGUACUCUACAUGACACUGUGCUAAGACAGAUUCUACUGAAAAAUUCAAGCUUGAAAAACUUGGUGUAUAAUGCUACAAUUGUUGGGAAAGAUGCUGCUGACUUCUCCCUUUCCCAAACUGGGAACAUUGUGACAAUAUCUUCAAAAAACGAAAUCAGUAUCACUGUGAAAUUCACCAGUCGCUUCCUUCAUCCUGCUGAAGCUUCACUGUUAUUGAUUUCAAAACCUAAGCAUGGGAUAGGAGGUACUACAAUGACUUUUGCUCUUAAGGGUGAAGUCCUCAACUUUAAGGCCAUUGAAAUUAUAAAUUGUAAAUCCCCAUGUUACACAUGGAAAGAAAUCACUGUAAAGGUUAAAAAUCCCUUCCAUUCUGCUGGGGACUUCAGUGUCACAUUGGUGGAAUCCUCAACAUUUAUCUCUUUGCCAUCUCAAUUAACUGAAUCUGGACAACUCAUUAACCACAAGAACAGUGGGGAUGCUGGGAGUAGCCCUGAAAGUGGUGAUGUUGAGAGUUGUUGGCAUUUCUCAAACGCCUUAAAAACCUCAAUUAAGUCCACUUUCAUCAGAGAAUUCUUCUGCUCCACUCAUACUCUUCACCUGGGAGUGAAGAGGACUUCAAGCCUGGAGCUCCUGUUUCUUCCCUUUGACAUGCACACGCGCUACUGUGUCAUCAUCCUCAGAAACAAAGCGAUUGGAGAAUUAAUUUAUGUUGUGGAAGGAAAAGGUACGAUCCCAUUGCCUUCCAGCUUCCACCCAACGGAUUCCUCAACUCCACUUGACUACAGCAGUUCUCCAGAGGAAGUGUUAAGUAAGGACAGUCCUGUUCUGUAUUUGAAAUGUGAGCUCCGUCAGGUCUUGGAUGUGGACCUUAAGUUGCCACUGACUAAUGAAGCCAAGGAGAAGGCCUUGGCUUUUGCAGCACAGCAGCAGAUGUCGGAUAUAGAGUAUGAGCGACGGUUGAUCACAGGCACUCUGGAGAGCAGUAGUGUUCGCGUGGCCAUCGCCCUCCUGGGGCUGACGAAGAUUGAGACUUGUGUUCUCUUUACUACCUCAAAGUUGAAGAAGCCUAAGUCCAUUUCAUACACAGCAGAACUGAGCCUUCCAGAACAUUUUGAUAUCCCCAAGAAAAUCUACAUUCCUCAGAUUCCAAAAACUCAAACUAAAUUGACUCAGCCUCAAGGAAUUCAACCUGCAAAUAAAACAGUUGCAGAUGGAUCCGUUCUAGUUCCUUUACGAUUUGUUCCUCUCAGUGCUGGACGCUACCCUUGUAAAAUUUUGUUGACAUCACGGUAUGAUGUGCGUGUCUAUUGCAUUGAAGGUAUAGUAAAUGCAGAAGAACCAGAGGCCAGGUUUGAAUUUGAAACGCCAGCAUUUGAAGCCCUUACCCAGAAUAUUCCAGUGAAUAACAAAACAAAGAAUGAAUGGAAAUGUCAAGUUACUAUAGAAGGAGAAUGGUUUUAUGGACCUUCUGUUUUAUAUGUUGGAGCAGGUGAAACUGUGCAGUAUCCUCUCACAUUCAGACCUAUUUUAGAAUGUGAGAUUAUGGGCAGACUUAUUGUGCAAAAUGAAGCAGAUGGUAUGGAGUAUGUCUUUGACAUAAAAGGGAUUGGAAAAAGACCGCUGGCCUUGGAACACAUCAUUAUAAACUGUCAAGUAGGAGAAAUGACAAAUAAACCCAUAAUGGUGCCCAAUCAUACAAAGACCAUCCAAACAUUUAAGGUAUCUUCAGAUCUUCCAAUGGUGUGGGGAAAUCCAGUCAUCACCAUAGACUCUGAUAGCACAAUUCCAUAUAUUCUACAUGUUUUGCCUUGGAAACGUGGUAUAUUCAAAGGUGCAAUCUCGUUUUCUGUUAAAAGAAGACAAGAGGAUGAAUCUCAGGACAAACCAGAUCAAGAUGAUCAUCAAGUAUCCUCCUUUCAGAAAUCCUUAUCACAACCAUCCCCCCAAAAUAAUGAUGAGGACUCAGGUGCAAUCUCAUUUUCUGUUAAAAGAAGACAAGAGGAUGAAUCUCAGGAAGAACCAGAUCAACAUGACAUUCGAGUACCGUCCUUUCAGAAAUCAGUAUCAGAACUAUCCCCCCAAAUUGAUGAGGAAGACCCAGGUGCAAUCUCAUUUUCUGUUAAAAGAAGACAUGAGGAUGAAUCUCAGGAAGAACCAGGUCAAGAUGACAAUCAAGAACUCUCCUUUUUGAAAUGGUUAGCAGAACCAUCCCCCCAAAAUGAUGAGGAAGAGCCAGGUGCAAUCUCAUUUUCUGUUAAAAGAAGACAUGAGGAUGAAUCUCAGGAAGAACCAGGUCAAGAUGACAAUCAAGAACUCUCCUUUUUGAAAUGGUUAGCAGAACCAUCCCCCCAAAAUGAUGAGGAAGAGCCAGGUGCAAUCUCAUUUUCUGUUAAAAGAAGACAAGAGGAUGAAUCUCAGGAAGAACCAGAUCAACAUGACAUUCGAGUACCGUCCUUUCAGAAAUCAGUAUCAGAACUAUCCCCCCAAAUUGAUGAGGAAGACCCAGAUGAUGGUGCUAGCAAUAUCCGAGUCUGGUACAGUCUUGAGAUCCAUAGCUCUCCGGGACCACCAGUAGACAUUAUUGAAAUGAAGUGCUCUGCUCUGGAGAGCAUUUGCAUUGAAAUACCUCUCUCUAAUCCAAAAAAGAGAAUUAUUCACUUAGAUGUGCAGUUAUCAAAUGCUGCUCUUAAUGGACUCAAGAAACUUCAGCUGUAUCCACUAGAAUGUACUAAGUAUGUGGCACGGUAUUCUCCAGCAACUCCGGGCUGUAGAGAUGAAAGCAUUGUUUUUCAACCUAAUGUGGCUCUGGAGUUUUGGUAUUUACUGAGAUUAACUACUGAAUUACCAAAACCAACCACAAUACCAGAAGUACAAUGUGACCUUGGCAAGUGCAUGGCUCAGAUGAUUUCUUUAGUUAAUCCCACACACGAAACCUUAGAAUUGCAAGCAACAAACAGUAAUCCUGAAAAUUUUGUCUUGGAUGUUCACAGAUCGGUGCUGACCAUACCUCCUCACUCCACCAAAGAGGUAUCUGUUCAUUUCUGUCCUUCUGCCCUUGGAAGAACUGGUCAUCAAGCUUCUAUCAUCUUCCAUUGUGCUCAGUUUACAGAAUGGAGAUUCUUCCUCUCUGGAAUAGGACUAUUCCCCCAGCCUAUAGACAUAAAAAGAAUAACCGCAUACCUCAGUCUUCAAUCAUCUGUUGUUAUAACUUUCCAAAAUCCCACCAAGGAAGAUGUUCUAAUCGAUAUCAUACUAACAAGUCGGGAAAAGCCCAGGCAUCUCAUCCUUGACCAUCACUGGGAUAAGUUCUUCAGGCAGACUUCUGCUUUCAGUUUUAGUGGCCUGAGUCACACAAAAGGAAUCACAUUGCCUCCUAAAGAGAAUAUAGAUAUCCCAGUGUUAUUUAUGCCCAACACUAUGAAAUUACACAGAACAAUGGUCAUUGUUCAAAUGAUGAGGGCAAAUAGAGAAAGUUGGCCUAUUGACAAUUUUGAAGAAUUAGACACAGAAAUGAAAAGAACAAUGGGAACAGCAAGUAGAGAAAUCCCAGAAAUACACUGGAUAUACCCUAUUCUUGGACUCCCACAGGCACUAUAUCCUAAAUGCCCUCCAGUUGUUAUAAAAUGUCAGUCCAGGAAGCGGGUAGAAGAGGAAGUGGAAGUCACGCUGACUGGUGAUUUUUUUGGAGAAAAUCCUAUCUUAGAUUCAACAGAUUUUGUAGUGAUUCCAAAAAGAAAUUCAUGUAAAUUUGACGAAGAUGUGGAUGAUAUGUCUAUAAAACGUGAAUUUGAAUAUGAAAUUCAAUUUGAAUCUGACGUUGUGAAGUCUAACUUGGAAUCCUGCAUGGCUUUGUAUUUGAUCAAAAAAUCUUUUAAUGUUAUGGCUAAAGUGAUAACAUUGGUCUUCAAUUUGAUAUUUGCACCAAAGAAACCACUGAGGACUCAAAUUACUCUGAAAAUAGAGUGCAUAACAGAUGGGAUCUGGAAGUUUCCCAUAACAUUGGUUGGUACUGAGCCUGAUGUGGAUGAUGUCAUUAAUAUUGAAGGGGUUGGUUUAUUUAAGGAAUCUAUUGUCAACUUCAGGCUGACAAGUCAGACGAGAAAUCCUGAGCCAUUCACUGCAUACUUCCUACCUGGCAGUGAUCCUGCGUUUUUUGUAAAACCUAAGGUUGGAAAACUUCUUCCUUUUGACACUGAAGGAACUCUCAUCAUUGUGGGUUUUAAACCCCAAAUGUACAGUAGGAAGUACAAAGCAACAUUAGCAAUACAGACACCGGACAUGUACUGGUUGUAUGAUAUCAAUGGGUUACCUCAAGUUACCAAGCCACCGAUGAAUGUCAAAGCCAAAGUUGACACUACUAACAAGAUGUUUGAUAGACGGCCAGUUGGUCAGCACAAUUUUAUCCGUGAAAAUGCUAAACUCAUAAGGACAGGGGUGUCCUCUACCAUCAAGGGUGCGCCUUUGAUGUUGAAGAAUAAAUAAAUACUUUUUCCCAAAA